UGUGACAUCAAGAUCAAGCCCGAGGUGUGUCAGGGAGGGUGGAGGGCCGCGGCACGUCACCCAGCACCGCCUCGCCGUGUGUUACUUCGCCAUUUCUUUCGUUGCAUGGCCAGGAAGUCACUCGCCUCAGGAGGGACAGAGGCGGCCAGUGAGGGGUUAGCGCGGACAUCACCGAGAUGCUGUGAAGGGGAGACAUCCGUUGGACGGCCUGAAGAUGGAGGACGCCCCUGCCACUGUGGAGGAAGACGGCGCCACAGAGGAAGUGUUGAAGUUUAAGUGUCACCAGUGCGAGGAAGUGCUGAGCAGCCAGAGCCGGUUCAUUCAGCACUCACUGUCCCAUUGUGGUGUGGCUGUCUUCUGCUGCCAGGACUGUGAGCAGCUGUUUUACUGUGAGAAGCAGCUGGAGCAACAUGCCUCCCUUCACGGCAGCCAGGAGAAAUACGGAUGCAAGGUGUGUGGCAAGCUGUUCACGAGGGAGAGUAACCUUGACAGACACAUGAAGAUUCACUCUGGGGAGAGGGACUUUGUGUGUGAGGUGUGUGGGAAGGCGUUCGUCAGGAAGAGCGACCUCCAGCAACAUGAGAACAUCCACGCUGACUUUAAAAAGUUUAAAUGCAGCGAAUGCGGCAAGGCGUUCGCUCAGAGGGGUAGUCUAGCGCGACAUGUGCUGAGCAUCCACCCCGGGGCAAACCAGCACAGGUGUGACGAGUGUGGGGCGUCUUUCACCUCAAAAAGCGAACUCAACCGACACGUAAAGAUGCACAUCCUGGCGCGUGGCUACCACUGCGACGUGUGCGGCAAAACCUUCAAUUUGCACAGCAGCUACAAGCGACACAUGAACAUACACACACAAGAGAAGCAGUACAGGUGUAUGAUAUGUGAGAAGGUAUUCAACAACAAGAACAACCUCACCAAGCACCUCAACACACACACCGGGGAGCAGCAGUUUAAGUGUGAGGUCUGUGGACGCACUCAGUACUCUCGGAGCGACCUGACGCGGCACAUGAACAUACACACCAAGGAGAUAGAGUACAAAUGCGAGGAGUGCGGGAAAGUGUUUUACAAGAAGAGUGACCUGACUCGACACACCAACAUCCACACGCAGGCACGAAUAUACCCGUGCGAGGAGUGUGGCCGCACCUUCACGCACAGGAGCAGCUACAAGCAGCACGUCAACAUUCACACCCGGGCGGAACAGUUCUGCUGCGACGAGUGCGACAAAGUGUUCUACCAGAGGUCCAGUCUCGUCAAGCACAAGAACAUACACGCCGGAAUCAAGUACGAGUGCGACGAGUGCGAAAAGACGUUCAACGAAAAGGGUCACCUCAAUAAGCAUAAGAAUGUUCACGCCAGACGAAGGGAGAGACUAAGAGACGGCUACAGUAAAUCCUCCAGUUAAUAACACCAUCAUCAUCAUCAUCAUCAUCACCAGACUUCCCUAGUCCAGUGCAGUGCCUUGCCCAGUGUUCUCCACCCCUCUCUGGCUGGUGUUAGUGUGCUCCAUUGUGCACUGGCCUAGGACCUAAUGUAGUCUCUGCCUGGUUCUUUGGCUGAUGGAAGUGUGCUCCAUUAUGCUCCAGCAAGGGCUCAAGUUUUAUCUCUUCACAUGGUUCUCUGUCUGGUGUUAGUGCAUUCCAACCUGCUGUGGGUAAGGUUCUAGUUUCAUCUCAUUAUCUGGAUAUUUUUCUGAUGGAUGAAGCAGUACAGGCUGUUCAUGAGUGUGACAAAGACAUUUAGAUCAUGGAAGAUUCAGCACACCUUGGUAGUUUAGUACAGAGAAAUGCAGACUGAGAGGUUCCUGGGGCUGGGCCUGCCACACGGUGUUAUGGACUCCCUCAGCACAAGCAUAUGACGUUGUACAUACCUGUGUAGAAGGACAAAGGUUCAGACCUUCACAUCGCUUGUGCUUCCUGUCUCACUCAGUGGCUGUGUGACAUGGAGACUAAAUGGACUUGGAGAGGUGAAUUGAUGCCUCUGGUAAUAAUUGAUUACUCAUGAUCAUGGGAUAUCCUGCCUCUGGGACUGAAGGUCUCCUGGGCCAAAACCAAGGUCCAGUCGUGUAGUGGCUUGCUGGAUGACUUGGUUUAAUCUGUUCAUGCAUGUGGUGAAGAUGCUGAUGUCACCAAAAGCUUGACAUACCUUGGUAGUGUAGUGCAUAACAAUGGUGGGUCUUACCAGGAAGUCACUCGACGGAUUGGCCUGGCCCACGGUGUUAUGGACUUGCUGAAUACGAGUAUAUAACAUUGUAGAUACCUAUGCAGGCGGACAAAGAUUUGAAUCUAAGUAGGUUGUGCUCCCUGUCUUACUGUAUGGCCCUGAGACAUAGACACUGAAUAGCAACUUGGAGAGGCAUGUCGAUGCCUUUGGUACCAAGUGGCUUCGCAGGGUCAUGGGGUAUCGCUGGAAAGACUUCGUGUUGAACCAGCGACUACUCCGUCAAACUGAAUCAAGGCCUGUUACUAGCUUAGUCCGUGAAUGCCAACUCUGGCUGUAUGGGCACAUGGCGCGCCUCCCAGACGUCGAUCCUGCCCACAGGGUUGUUUCUGUAUGAGACAACCCUGAGUGGAGAGGCCAAGGGGACGCCCACGUAACUCAUGGCUGGGGUAAGGCAGCUGAUCCUGCCGGGAGGGACUUAGGAUGGAGAGGGCAGCUGCCUUGGGACUUGCUUGGGAGUAUAGGCGGUGAGUGAAGCGAUGCGCCCCCGGGCGUAUGCUCCCCUUUCGUAGCAUCAGUAUGAGGUAUUGCUGGAAUGACUGUGUCAAAUUGGCAGAUUUUCUGAGACUGGAUCAAGGCUUAUUACUUGCAUAGUUCAUGACCACCAGCCCCACCUCUAUGGACAUGUGGCACACUACCCACCAGCCAACCCUGCUCACCGGGUGUUACUCUGAGAGACAUUCCUGAGUGGAGGAGGAGGCCAAAGGGACACCCACACAGCUUGAGGUUGGGCAAGUCAGUUGAUCCUGCCAUGGGGCACUUGGGAUGGGAAGGGAGGCUGCAUGGAGACUUACUUGUCCUAGGGUGGGUGAGGCAGCUCCCCCUCUGGCAUGGGGCUCUGUUGAUUGAUUUCUGGUUUUAAAGUACAACAUCCAGCUAAGGCAAAUUAUAUGAUUUAAUCUCCACUUUGUUCUCAGUUGACCUUGGCUUCUACAAUCACUCACUUGCCACUCUGUUACUCUGGGCUGUCAUCAGGUUCAUGCAUGAAUAACCUGCAUUAGUUCACUUUCUGAUUGUACUUGACAUUAGGAUACCUUCAGCUUUGUCAUUCCCAGUCCAUGAUGCUCUCUCUCCCCAUGUUAUUGUCCUGCCCCCUCACUGGAGCUUCCCUCAGGGGGUACACAAGGCUACACAAGGACAUAGGGAGACCACCAGAGGCCAGACAGACAGCCCACACAAGACAGCUCCUGAAAACGAGCUGCACACCAAAUCCCAUCCCGGCCACAAAAGCAACUAAUCUCCAUUUAACCCGUCCGCUGCAAUUGGCACGGAUUUGGCCUUCACUGGUAGCCUGGUAAUGCAUACUCCCAGGUCUUCCUCUGCCUCUGUGGUGGAUAGUGGAGUGUUUCCCUUGUGGUAUUGGUGUGCUGCAGGACUUUACAUUUUCUUCAUUUAAUUGUAGCAGCCACUUUUUGUUCCAUUCCUGUAGCUUGGUGAGGUCUGCUUGUAGGAAAUCCACAGUCAAGGGGUUAAAGGAUUCAUUUGUGUUUGCUUCAACUACACAUCUACUCAGUUUGUUCCACUCAUCCUCCACUCUGUCUGUUUUUACCCAUUUCUUUUCUGAGAAGUGCUUGUCCUCAAAUCAAUUUUCCAUAUGAUCACUUCGUUUAUGUUGCCCUUGUUAAUACCCUCAAUCCCUUUGAACACCUCAGUCUAUGUCGUUCCAAAUAAUGCAAGUUAACUCGGUAGAAGUGACAUGCCAAAUUUGUGGCUUCACCGUGUAGCAGUGAUGGGCCAAAUUUGUGGCUUCACCGUGUACCAGUGACGGGCCAAAUUUGUGGCUUCACCGUGUAGCAGUGACGGGCCAAAUUUGUGGCUUCACCGUGUAGCAGUGACGGGCCAAAUUUGUGGCUUCACCGUGUAGCAGUGAUGGGCCAAAUUUGUGGCUUCACCGUGUAGCAGUGAUGGGCCAAAUUUGUGGCUUCACCGUGUAGCAGUGAUGGGCCAAAUUUGUGGCUUCACCAUGUAGCAGUGACGGGCCAAAUUUGUGCCAUGAUAUAAAACCCCCCAAAAUAGAUGAUGCAUAAAGUGAUCACAAAUGCUUUGAUAUAUACUAUGCAAUGGUCUGUGUGAGUGAUGAUUUUUUCUGAUUUUUCUUGCUCAGAGGGACCAUUAAGAAACAUGAUCCCCGCUGCUACUGGGUUAAACUGCUUUAGUCUUUUUCUGUACGUUAAGUUCCUAAGUCCCUGGAUUGUUUUAGUCAUUCUCCUCUAUUGUUUCAAGGGGCUAUAUCCUUCCUGUAAUAGGGGUGCCAGAACUGAACAGCAUAAUCUAGGUGGGGCAUAACCAGAGACAAAUACAACUGGAGGAUAACUUACGCGCUCUGGUUGCUGACACCUCAAAAUAAACCCCAAGACUUUCUGCUGUUUCUAGUGAUAAUACAAUCAUUCUUGUGUUGAGGUCAGAGCUUGCACGCACACCCGAAUCCCCCUUGCUGCUGGAGUGGUCAAGGGGCGAGUUAUUUAGUGUGUAAUUACUCUGGGGGUUAUUUCUUCCCACACUAAGGACGUUGCAUUUGUCAAUAUUGAACUGCAUCGUACAUUUGUCGGGCCACUCAUACAGGACAUUUAGUUCCUCAUGGAGUAUAGCAGCAGCGUUGUCUGAAGUGAUCAGUCUUCCUAUUUUUGUGUGGGCAGACUUCCUUGUGCCGCUGGUUACAUGGCAGAGACAUCUUCAACUUUCCCUGUUCCAUCACUCCUCCAGAGCACACUUGGUCCCUUACCUAACAACUUUAAUAUACAUCCACUAUGUUGAUGCAUUUCAAGGGUGGUUCACCUCUGAGACCUCCUCCCUUGCUACCCUCAUUCACCCUUCUCAGAGUAAGCCUCAUUCAUUCUUAUGAAAUAAAAACAUAAGAAGUUUAAUUGCAUUGUUUGGGAAGGCAGUCUGCAAGGUGGUUCAAUUGAAGUAUUUAACCCAUCUGCUGUGAUUGGAACGACUUUGGCUUUCACUGGUAGCCUGAUAACAUACAGUCCCAUGUCUUUCUCUGCCUCUGUGGUGGAGAGCAGAGUGUUUCCCAUGUGGUAUGGGUAUGUGGGCUAUCCCCUCCCAAGGUGCAGGACUUUACAUGUUUCUUCAUUGAAUUGUAGCAGACACUUUUUGAUCCAUUCCUGUAGCUCGGUGAGGUCUUCUGUUAGGAAAUUUGCAGUCAAUGGGUUAAAUGUGUCGAGGGGAUUAGCAAGGGCAAAUUAGAGAAAGCACUCAUAUUGAAAGCAGAUGUUAUAACAGCAACGGGUAUGGAUAGGGUUAAUUCAGGUUCAGGAAGAAAAAAGGUAAAACUGGUUCAUGAAUAGGGUGUGGGUGAGUGGAACAAACUAAGCAGGUAUUCAGUUGAUGGUAACACUAUUAUAAGCUUUGAAUGAAGGUUAGAUAGUCAAGAGUGAGGGUGGGUGUUAGCGAAUUACUCUUUCCCAGGAGCUGUGACGUGUGUGCUGCUGUCUCUGUGUAUCCUCGUGCAUCCUGCCAGUUCUAUUGUAUGGCUCAGAAACUUAUUGGAGCCUUACUAAAGGUCCAGAGAGACAGCUAAGAUGCACACAAAGAUGGGUGGAGAGAAGGAUAUUGUGUUUUAGGAAGAGGCAGAGGUUGAAGAUAUUCCAAUGGGCUCGGGCAAGGCAUCAUGUGUAGACCUGAUAACAGAUAGAUAACAAAAGUAACAGUGACAACCCAGAUCUUGUAGCGUCAGAGGAGACAGAGAACCCGGUGGAAAGAUAAAACUAUAGCAUUUGCUAGAGCAGGAUGGUACGUGAACCUCAGAGAGAGAGAGAGAGAGAGAGAGGUGGAAGAUGCUGGGAAAGGCCUUUAUCCUGCAGUGGACUGACUAGUGGUGGCUGUUGCUGCUAUUUUCAUUGCUUCUGGAUAUAUUGUUUACCUAAUAAGCAAAAGCUGACAGAACCAAAUUUAGCUGCAGUUAAAGUCCGUUGAUAUGAACUCCAUUGAUCAAAAAAUACUUUAGUCUGAAUUCGUGCCAAUGGAAUCCUAGAAUAAGACUGAAUUCUUGAGGGCAGAAAGUUAUGUUCUUCCCACAGAUCAAAAUUGCAUGAUAUUUUGAAGGCAUGAAUUUAUAAUCAUCCCAAGGAACAACGGUGACAUUCUUAGAGACAGGCAGUUAUCACCCCCACCGUAGGGAACGUUGACGGCAGGAAAUUAUGACCCCUGUAAAGAAGUGAUUGUUGAAGGCAGGAAAUUAUGACCCCUGUAAAGAAGUGAUUGUUGAAGGCAGGAAAUUAUGACCCCUGUAAAGAAGUGAUUGUUGAAGGCAGGAAAUUAUGACCCCUGUAAAGAAGUGAUUGUUGAAGGCAGGAAAUUAUGACCCCUGUAAAGAAGGAAUUAUUGAAGGCAGGAAAUUAUGACCCCUGUAAAGAAGUGAUUAUUGAAGGCAGGAAAUUAUGACCCCUGUAAAGAAGUGAUUGUUGAAGGCAGGAAAUUAUGACCCCUGUAAAGAAGGAAUUAUUGAAGGCAGGAAAUUAUGACCCCUGUAAAGAAGUGAAUUAUUGAAGGCAGGAAAUUAUGACCCCUGUAAAGAAGGAAUUAUUGAAGGCAGGAAAUUAUGACCCCUGUAAAGAAGUGAAUUAUUGAAGGCAGGAAAUUAUGACCCCUGUAAAGAAGUGAAUUAUUGAAGGCAGGAAAUUAUGACCCCUGUAAAGAAGGAAUUAUUGAAGGCAGGAAAUUAUGACCCCUGUAAAGAAUGAAUUAUUGGAGGCAGGAAAUUAUGACCCCUGUAAAGAAGGAAUUAUUGAAGGCAGGAAAUUAUGACCCCUGUAAAGAAGGAAUUAUUGAAGGCAGGAAAUUAUGACCCCUGUAAAGAAGGAAUUAUUGAAGGCAGGAAAUUAUGACCCCUGUAAAGAAGGAAUUAUUGGAGGCAGGAAAUUAUGACCCCUGUAAAGAAGGAAUUAUUGGAGGCAGGAAAUUAUGACCCAUGUAAAGAAGUGAAUUAUUGGAGGCAGGAAAUUAUGACCCCUGUAAAGAAGGAAUUAUUGAAGGUAGAAAAUUAUGACCCAUGUAAAGAAGUGAAUUAUUGAUGGCUGUCUGAUUCUUGGAGGCAGGACCAUACACUUAAUUCCUUAAACAAGAGUGAUGCUUCAAGGCAGGAAAGUGUAAUCCCUGAAGAAGAAAAAGUAAGUUCUUGAAGGCAGGACAUUGCAGGCUCCUCAAAGACAAGUUCCAUAAUUGUUAGUGCAGAAAUCAUUCAAGAUAACUUAGGCUAAUGGACUUCACAGAAUUUCUGAAAUGUUUGGUAGUUUUGUGUGGCUUGAUAAAUUGAUUUUGUACAUACUAUGGAGGUAGAAUAGAUGGAUGCAGCACCUCACAGGGAAAGUGAAAAGUGAGGCCACUGUGAGUACUGAUGUUGGGAUUGGCAGAAAGCGGAUAAACAUAACCACCUCACCUAACCCUUCCCUGCCCUCCCCUUCCCAGUCGUUGAGUUACCUGAUUACAGGAGGACAAUCUUGUCUGUGCAAGCCAGUAUUCUACUUCCAUAGUGUGAGCUUCUUGUCCGGCACGUGAUUGAUGCUGUCCCUGGCAGCUGGUUGCCAGAAGUGUCUGUACAGAUAGUAACUGUCUAGCAGUUGUGGGAAUACUGUUUCUGUUCAGUACAUAAAUGUUUGUUAAAAAAAAUAAAAGUCUUAGAUGAAGUUACUGAGGUUUAUCAAUGUGAGAUAAUGAUUUUGCCAGUAAUUUCCAACUGUCAAAAUUACAGUGAAAUUGCUGCAUGUUGUAUUGCAGGCUUGUUUGUGCUAAGAUAACCUACACAGUGUGAGGUGUGCAUUGAUGCCUUAACCUUAACAGACUCCAAGCAAUCUAAGGAAAGCCUAGUGCAUCCACAAGGUGGUGUCAUUGUCUUACAUGUUCAAAACAUGAGGCAGGAUGGACUGCACCAAAAAAAAAAAAAAAAAAAAGGGAAAGCAAUCUGUCAUGAAUUGGCUCAGUGUUAGCAACUCAAGCAAAUGUGUUUUCCAAGUUGUCUGUGUACAUGCCAGUGAGACACAUGUCCUUUGUCAUGUCACUUGCCUUUAAUUAAAACAUGUUGAAAGUUAUUUACAUGUGUGAAACGAUUAUACUGUCAAACAGCUCACUGGGAAACUUCAAGUUCAGGCUAUGGCAAAAAGAGUUGCCAGACAUCCAGCAAGAUCAUUCCUGUCAGCGGCCGGCUGUGCCUGAUGACGAGGAACAUUGUGCUGUAUUAUAUUUUAAUUCAUAUAGUAUGCAUUUUAUAUGUAUGGUGAAAUGUUUAUCCUUAGUAUAUCAUUCAUUUUUACCAUUAUUUGAUAUAUUACCCUAAUAAACAUUGGAGCAAUGA
Messenger RNA from Eriocheir sinensis (Chinese mitten crab), 8509 nucleotides. Its product is annotated as zinc finger protein OZF-like. Gene Ontology annotation, molecular function: RNA polymerase II transcription regulatory region sequence-specific DNA binding; DNA-binding transcription factor activity, RNA polymerase II-specific. Gene Ontology annotation, cellular component: nucleus. The coding region runs from base 215 to 1399 and encodes 394 amino acids. Gene Ontology annotation, biological process: regulation of transcription by RNA polymerase II. The record is from RefSeq and is a predicted model, not a curated record. NCBI's taxonomy places the organism in Eukaryota, Metazoa, Arthropoda, Malacostraca, Decapoda, Varunidae. The transcript is spliced from 7 exons.